AGCAAGAUGGCGAGCCGAAAGGCUGUGGCUUCAUUAAAUGUCUAAUUUAGGCCUAAACAGGGAUAUGGAUUUACAGAAAGUAUAUCAAUAAAUAGCUCAAAGAUUCGUCUUUUCUAAAGCACACGGAAUGGAAGUCGAGUUUGUAUGGAUGGAGUGUUACGUGAAGUGAAGAUUGAAGACGUGAUAGAAGAUGGACGACUACUGCUAUGCUAAGAUGGCGACGUCCGCUAAAAGAGAACAUGAAAGAGAAUCAACUUCCAGCAAAUCACCAACGGAGAUAAAGACGAAAAGUGCAGAUAAAGAUGUGGAACAGCUGAUUGGUCAUCCAGAAGAACUUACCCCUCAGCCGCAAGGAGAAAGUUCCACUUUGAAGGAAGAGGAUCCACAUUCCCCUCACAUUAAAGAGGAAGAGGAGGACCUUUGCAUCACUCUCGGAGCGGAGGAAGCUGAUCUCGCCAGGUUGCCACUGACUGUUGUCUCUGUGAAGACUGAAGAUGAUGAAGAGAAACCACCUGAGACCUUUCCUUGGUCGUUCUCUGCCAACGUCCAGCAGCUGAUUGGUCAUCCAGAAGAACUCCCUCCUCGUCAGCAGGGUGGGGACUUCACUUGGAAGCAGGAGGCUUCACAGCCACCCCACCUUAAAGAGGAAGAGGAGGGAGAGUGUCUUCUAGGGCCAGAGGAAGCUGAUCUCACCAAGUUACAACUGAUUGUUGUCUCUGUGAAGACUGAAGAUGAUGAGGAGAAACCUCAACCGGACAACCUCUUAGCUCCACUAUCAGAUAGUGAGGCUGAAGACGAGGUUGAAAAACCUUGGAGCAGCGAUACAGACUUUGAAGGUGAUAUGAGGACUCACACUGACAACACAAACUCUGAAUGUUCUAUAGAGAACACAACUAAAAAACAUUUGAGCUGCUCAGUGUGUGCUAAAAGCUUUAUGAAAAAGAGUAAUUUGAUUCAACACAUGAGAAUACACACAGGAGAAAAAACAUUUAAUUGUUCAGUUUGUGGUAAAAGCUUCACUCAGAAAGGAAAUUUGAGUCAACAUAUGAAAACACACACAGGAGAAAAAACAUUUAAUUGCUCAGUUUGUGGUAAAAGCUUUUCUCUAAAGUGCAAUUUGACUCAACAUAUGAGAAUGCACACGGGAGAAAAACCAUUUAAUUGUUCAGUUUGCGGUAAAAACUUUUCUAUGAAGGGCAGUUUGACUGUACACAUGAGAACACACACCGGUGAAAAGCCGUUUGAUUGUUCUGUUUGUAGCAAAAGCUUUUUCCGAAAGGGCAGUUUGACUCAACACAUGAAAAAGCACACUGGAGAAAAACUAAUUUAUUGUCCAAUAUGCGGUAAAAGCUUCAUUACCAACAGCCAUUUGACUGAACACAUGAGAAAGCACACUGGGGAGAAACCAUUCAGCUGUUCAGUUUGCGGUAAAAGCUAUACUCAGAGAAGCAAUCUGUCUGAUCAUAUGAGAACACACAGGAGAAACAUCUGUCAGUUGUUCAGUUAGCGGUAAAAUAUUUCUUCAUAAUGGAGACACAGUGAGACUCAAAAGAACACAUAGGGGAGAAAAAACAAAAAUAUACCGUAUUUUCCGCACUAUAAGGCGCACCUAAAAACCACAAAUUUUCUCAAAAGCUGACAGUGCGCCUUAUAACCCGGUGCGCUUUAUAUAUGGAUUAAUAUUAAGAUUCAUUUUCAUAAAGUUUCGGUCUCGUAACUACGGUAAACAGCCGCCAUCUUUUUUCCCGAUAGAACAGGAAGCGCUUCUUCUUCUACGCAAGCAACCGCCAAGGUAAGCACCCGCCCCCAUAGAACAGGAAGCGCUUCUUCUUCUACUGUAAGCAACCACCCGCCCGCGUAGAAGAAGAAAAAGCGCGCGGAUAUUACCGUACGUUUCAUUUCCUUUGUGUGUUUACAUCUGUAAAGACCACAAAAUGGCUCCUACUAAGCGACAGGGAUCCGGUUCAUGAAAAGACGCAAUCUCUCCAUCCGCACACGGAUUACUAUUUCACAGCAACUGAUAUUCCUGUGAACCGCACUGUGGAUACAACGGGAGCACGUACGGUGAAUAUUCGCACCACAGGGAAUGAGAAGUCAUC
This is a messenger RNA of Nerophis lumbriciformis (worm pipefish), 2099 nucleotides long. RefSeq lists its product as uncharacterized. The record is from RefSeq and is a predicted model, not a curated record. Gene Ontology annotation, cellular component: nucleus. Gene Ontology annotation, biological process: regulation of gene expression. NCBI's taxonomy places the organism in Eukaryota, Metazoa, Chordata, Actinopteri, Syngnathiformes, Syngnathidae.